UCCCGCCCCUCGGCCGCUCCUUCUGUCUCGCCCGAGUAACUGGCUGUGACAGAUACGGACUGACUGGAGCCCAACUAACCUGCAGCGCUUCAGUCCCUCUAGGCCGACCGCGGCUGCGUUUCAUGGCGCCCCGCCGCCGCCGCUGACGCACAUGGACAGUGCUGAAGAGAAGCCCGCCGCCGUCAUCUACGCUAUGGAGAACAAACCCAUCGUCACAUGUGCCGGGGACCAGGCCUUGUUCACGUCUCUCUACACCUCCCUGGCUCAGCAGCUUCCCCGGGAGCCCAUGGAGUGGAGGAGGACGUACGGGCGCGCUCCAAAGAUGAUCCACCUGGAGGCCAACUUUGUGCAGUUUAAGGAGGAGCUGCUACCCAAGGACGGCACCAAGGCGCUGCUCACCUUCCCCUUCCUGCACAUCUACUGGACCGACUGCUGCGACUCGGAGGCGUACCGGAGCUCGGUGAAGGAGGACGUGAGCCGAUGGCAGAGCAGCUUGCGGAGUCACGGCUCGGCCGACUGGCUCAUCAUCGUGGUGGACGGCGGCGACGCGCGCAAGAAGAACAAGAGCAACAUCCUGCCCCGCUCGUCCAUCGUCGACAAGAUCCGCGGCGACUUUUGCAACAAGCAGAACGACAGGUGCGUGGUCCUGUCGGACCCGCUGAAGGACUCGUCGCGCUCUCAGGAGUCGUGGAACUCUCUGCUGCUCAAGCUGAGGACGCUCCUGCUCAUGUCGUUCACCAAGAACCUGGGACGCUUCGAGGACGACAUGCGCACCCUCAGGGAGAAACGCACCCAGCCCGGAUGGAGCUUCUGCGAAUACUUCAUGGUCCAGGAGGAGCUGGCGUUCGUCUUUGAGAUGUUGCAACAGUUCGAAGACGCGCUGGUGCAGUACGACGAGCUGGACGCGCUCUUUACGCAGUACGUCCUCAACUUCGGAGCCGGAGACGCCGCCAAGUGGCUGGGCUCCUUCUGCUCUCCGGUGCUCAACUGGAGCGGUCUGCUGCUGCGCCGUCCCAUCGACAUGGAGAAGCGCAACGCCAUCCAGCGCGGCUCGGCCAGCCUCCUGGACAUGCGCAGCUACCUCUUCUCCCGCCAGUGCACGCUGCUCAUCUUCCUGCAGAGGCCCUGGGAGGUCACCCACCGGGCCCUGGAGCUGCUGCACAAUUGCGUCCAGGAGCUGCGGCUGCUGGAGGUGCCGGUGCUGGAGGGGGCGCUGGACUGCUGGGUGUUCCUCAGCUGCCUGGAGGUUCUGCACCGCAUCGAGAGCUGCUGCGACCGGGCGCAGCUGGCCGCCAACAGCUCGCACACCGUGGGAUUGUGGGCCUACGCCACCGACAAGCUCAAGUCUCUGGGUCAACUGUGCGGGCUGGUGUCCCGCACGGGUCCAACCUCAGAAGACUUGAACAGGACGGUGGACCUGCUGGCCGGUCUGGGGGAUGAGCGGCCAGAAACCGCGAGCAGUCUGCAGAGUCCCUACAAGAAGCUCAAAGAGGCCUUGUCGUCCGUGGAAGCGUUUGAAAGGCAUUACCUGGAGCUGUGCCAGGCGGCCAUGGAGAUGUACCGGGCCAUCGGGAGACUGCGCUCCGCCCGGCUGCUGGGAAAAAGUCUGGCCGAAUAUUACAUGAGCAAGGGCGAACCCGAGCAAGCCGAGGCGUUGCUGGCCGAGGCUCUGCGUUCCUACGUCUGCGAGGGCUGGAGCUUUCCGGUCACCCACACCAGGAAACAGAUGGGCGAGUGCCAGAAGCUGCUGGGACGAAGCGUGGACUCCCUGCAGACCAGCGCCUUACUGGCGGGCGACACCAACCUGACCACGGAGGAGCGGACGCGCUUCUGCGGCGACGUCCUCAACUACGCCGGGGAGCCCGUCGAGCAGGGGGGGGCGGCCUCCGCCAAGGCCUCGCUGGACAUGGGCGCCUUCGCGCGGCUCACGCGGAUCCGAUUCCGGCCGGACGGCGCCACCGUGCACUCGGGUGCCGCCCUGCAGGUGGAGCUGACGCUGCGUUGCCUGAUGCCCGCGGCCGUGCGCGCGGACGAGCUGGCCGUCGGCAUCCACCUGGACGCCGAGCACGCCUCCAAGGGGGGCGCUCAGGGGCGCGGCCUCCCCGGGACGGUGGAUUUCGAGGCGGCCGUCUCUCCGGCGGGGCGCCCGGCCUCCCUGAGCGCCGGCCCCCCGCCGGAGAUGGACGAGGCGCACGACCGCAGCCCUUCGGACGAUUCGCUCAGCUCGGCGGGCGUGGUGUGCAAAAACGCCCACCUGGUCAUACGCCGCCACGACAGCGGCUCGCCUCAGGACGCCCCCCGGACCCCCCGCGGCCACGCGGCCCCGAUCGGCGCCGCGCCCGCGACGCCCGUGGCCCUGAAGGAGGGCGCGCGGAUGCUGACGGGGCGGCGGAUCGCGCUGGAGCCCGGAGACAACAGCGUUGUCCUCACCGCACCCAGCGACGAGCCGGGCACCUACACGCUGCGGCAGCUGUCCGUCACGUUGGGCAACGUCAACUUUGUCCUGCCCCACAUCUACCCCUCGGUGCAGUACCACGUCUACUCUCAGGAACCGCAGCUCACCGUGCAGCCGCUCGCAGAGCCGCUGCUGGCCGGCCUCCCGCAGACGGUGAAGUUCACCCUGCUGACGGGCCACUACGCCGUGAGGAAGGGCGACGCCCUGCAGCUCAGCAACAGCGACGGCAUGCCCGUUCUGGCCAACGCCGGCUGCACCGCGCGCAUCAGCAACAGCGGCGCCGCGGUGUCGGAGAGCGCGCUGUCGGUGCAGUCGUCGGACAAGGUGACCAGCAUCAGCCUGCCGCCCGCCCCUCCCUACCACGCGCUGGAGUUCCACCUGGAGGUCCUGUGCCUCAUCCCGUCGGGGCCGGAGCGGACCGCCGACGAGAGGCUGACCAACGGCGAGGUCCGACACCGGCCGCGCAGCUACAGUCACCCCGACACGGCCAUGAGCGCCAUCGAUCAGAAGAUGUCCAUCGACUGCCCGUGGUCCAUCUACUCCACCCUGCUGACCCUCACUUUCCACAUCCCCUUCAAGACGGAGCACUCGCUGCUGUCUGCCGGAAACAGGAAGUUCAUCCGGGUGUGCGUGCACAACGUGUCGGAUUCUGACUUCACGUUGGCCCACGUCAAACUGGCGGAGAAAAAUGGGCCGCGGCAAGACGGGCGGCGGCGGGCCUCUCUGGAGAUGCGAUCCCUCAACGCCACCGCCGAGCAGUUGUUGUGCAGCAAGCGGAGUGUGCAUUGUCUGUGGGAGGCCACGUGCAAGGAGGAUCUCCCGUCCAGUCUGGAGUGCGUCUUCUCGGCGAGCUUCUGUCCCCGCCGGCCCCGCCACGCCGCCGCCUUCCAGCUCUUCCACUACAACUUCCUGUUGGACAAAGUGCCGACCUUGUACAGCGUGAGAGCCAACAUGCUUCCGCUGGCGGGCGAGCGUCAUUGCCGCUCCGGCUCCCUCUGCGGUCUGGAGGUGGUGAUUGCGCGCCUGGCCGAGCCCGCCGAGGGCCAACCGGACGUCGACGGCGGCGGAACGGACGCCGAUGGCCUCGGGGGCAGCAAAGUCCUGUACGAAGUGGCAGACAGCAGCAGUAACUGGGCAGUGUGCGGUCGGAGUUCCGGCUUGGUGUCGAUGCCGUCGUCGGGCAGUUGGGCGCACAAAGUCCACAUCGAGGUCAUGCCGCUGUUCGCCGGCCAUCUUCCCUUCCCCAAGAUCAAAGUCCUCAAGUAUCUUCCUCACAACGUCAACACCAUACAGCCAGACGCUGACAGCCAGGUGGAGAACGACAGCCUGUCUCUCCUGGACAAGACUUUGGACGACGCCACGGCGGACACGGCCAGCGUGCGCAGUCGCGGCAGCGUCCAAUCGCUGGGCGAGCAGCAGCACAGGGGCGUGGCCCUGCCCCGCCUGGACCCCUUCAGUCCCGGUCAAGUCUUCAACCACAGCCACGCUCGACAAGUCCUGGUCCUGCCCGCCAACGACGACCACAUUGUGGAGGUCCACGCCACGUGACCGCGCCGCGACCGCAGGUAACACCCC
Molecule: messenger RNA, 4030 nt
Organism: Hippocampus comes (tiger tail seahorse)
Lineage: Eukaryota; Metazoa; Chordata; Actinopteri; Syngnathiformes; Syngnathidae
Gene: trappc10
Product: trafficking protein particle complex subunit 10
Exons: 24
Coding region: 152-4003 (1283 amino acids)
Biological process (GO): early endosome to Golgi transport; intra-Golgi vesicle-mediated transport
Cellular component (GO): TRAPPII protein complex
Source: RefSeq, a predicted model, not a curated record